AUGGAAAAGAAGAGGGCUUCACAAUUGGGAGUUGUGUUGUUUCUUGUUGUGGUUCUUUUGGUCCCAACCCAAACCGAGUGUGUUCUUUCCUCUCAACAAGAACCAGUCCAAAUAAACGGGGUAAAAAUGAUGACUUACUAUAAGCCUACUACAGCCAUAGACACAGGACCAUCAACUAGUAGACCUGGUGGUGGUGGUAAAGCGUCUCCUUAG
Messenger RNA from Arabis nemorensis, 213 nucleotides. The record is from the annotation of a GenBank genome assembly. NCBI's taxonomy places the organism in Eukaryota, Viridiplantae, Streptophyta, Magnoliopsida, Brassicales, Brassicaceae.